AUGGGUACUUCUGCACAUAAACGGCGGAGAAGCCCGAACAUGUUUAAUGAUGCACUGUGCCUUAAGCAAUGUGUUGAGCAAUAUUUAUUCCCGUACCGGACACAAGAGCCAGUCAUUGGUUCUUGGCCAUUGUCCACAUUGAUGACCGGAAGGUUAAGGUUUGAGACUAUAUGCCUGGUCCCAAGUGCAGAUUGUGGUGAGAGCUUCAAGUUCAACAAGUUGUAA
Molecule: messenger RNA, 225 nt
Organism: Prunus armeniaca (apricot)
Lineage: Eukaryota; Viridiplantae; Streptophyta; Magnoliopsida; Rosales; Rosaceae
Source: the annotation of a GenBank genome assembly